AUGGCCGGGGCGGCGGGCGGCGGGGAGCGGCGGGCGGUGCUGGCGCUGACGGCGGUGCGCACCGAGGGCACCGGGCAGCCCGGCGGGACCCCCCCGCCCCGCCGCCGGGGGCUGCUGUCGGGGCCGCACCCCGGGGCCGCCCCCCGCCCCGCCGGGUCCCAGCGGAGCUGCCGCCGCCGCCUCCAGAACUGCCUGUACAACGUGUUGGAGCGGCCCCGCGGGUGGGCCUUCAUCUACCACGUCUUCAUAUUCCUCCUCGUCUUCAGCUGCCUGGUGCUGUCGGUCUUCUCCACCAUCCAGGAGCACCAGAAACUGGCCAACGAGUGCCUCUUCAUCCUGGAGUUUGUCAUGAUCGUGGUGUUCGGCAUGGAGUACAUCAUCCGCGUGUGGGCCGCUGGCUGCUGCUGCCGCUACCGGGGCUGGCGGGGACGGUUCCGCUUUGCCAGGAAGCCCUUCUGUGUGAUAGACUUCAUCGUGUGCGUGGCCUCGGUGGCUGUCAUCGCCGCGGGCACGCAGGGCAACAUCUUCGCCACGUCGGCGCUGCGCAGCAUGCGCUUCCUGCAGAUCCUGCGCAUGGUGCGCAUGGACCGGCGCGGCGGCACCUGGAAGCUGCUGGGCUCUGUUGUCUAUGCACACAGCAAGGAGCUCAUCACCGCCUGGUACAUCGGGUUCCUGGUGCUCAUCUUUGCCUCCUUCCUCGUGUACCUGGCUGAGAAGGAUGCCAAUGCCCAGUUUGCCACCUACGCCGACUCCCUGUGGUGGGGCACGGCCGCCUCCUGCUCUGCCCCCGGGCAGGUCACCCUCACCACCAUCGGCUACGGGGACAAGACGCCGCAGACGUGGCUGGGGCGGAUGCUGGCGGCCGGCUUCGCCCUGCUCGGCAUCUCCUUCUUCGCGCUGCCUGCCGGGAUCCUGGGCUCUGGCUUCGCCCUCAAAGUGCAGGAGCAGCAUCGGCAGAAGCACUUUGAGAAGAGGAGGACUCCGGCGGCAAACCUGAUCCAGGCUGCCUGGCGCCUGUACUCGACGGAUGUCAGCCGGACGUACCUGACGGCCACAUGGUGUUACUACGACAGCCUCCUGCCCGCCUUCAGAGAACUGGUCCUUAUGUUUGAGCAUUUGCACCGAGUCCGCAACGGAGGAUUUAGGAAUUCAGAGGUGAAAAAGUUGCCAGACGGAGCCCCACCGCCUUAUCACCCCUUCACCCCUGGCCAGAAAAGCGCCAGCCCCGCUGCUUGUUCAGGGGACAGCAACAAGAUGGGCAUCAAGGAGCGGAUCCGGCUGAGCAGCUCGCAGCGGGGCAGCCGGGGCAGGCAGCACCUCGGCCCCCCCCUGCACCGCUCCCCCAGCACCGAGGACCUCCCCGAGGCCUCCAGCCCCACCAAGGUGCAGAAGAGCUGGAGCUUCAAUGACCGGACACGCUUCCGAGCAUCCCUGAGGCUCAAGCCACGGACCCCGGUUGAGGGUGACUGCCCGCUGGAGGACAGCGGCGAGGAGAAGAGCUCCCCCUGCGACCUGACCUGUGAGGACAUCAUGCCAGCGGUGAAGACCCUCAUCCGGGCAGUCAGGAUCCUGAAGUUCCUGGUGGCCAAAAGGAAGUUCAAGGAGACCUUGCGUCCCUACGACGUCAAGGACGUCAUUGAGCAGUACUCGGCCGGUCACCUGGACAUGCUGGGCAGGAUCAAGAGCCUGCAGACGCGCGUGGACCAGAUUGUGGGCAGGGGCGCUCUCACUGUGGACAAGAAGGUUCGGGAAAAGGUGGAGAAACCGGCACUGGAGACGGAGCUGGUGGACGAGCUCAGCAUGAUGGGGCGUGUGGUCAAGGUGGAGAGACAGGUACAGUCCAUCGAGCACAAGCUGGACCUGCUGCUCGGGCUCUACUCCCAGUGCCUCCGCAAGGGCUCCAUCAACUCCUUCAGCCUGGCCGCCGUGCAGGUUCCCCCCUGCGAGCCAGACAUCACCUCCGACUACCACAGCCCCGUGGACCACGAGGACAUCUCGGUCUCUGCGCAGACCCUCACCAUCUCCAGCGGGCUGCCCGCGCUGGGAUGGGCUGGGAUCCUGUGGCGCUGCGCCAUGGCCAGACCACACUCCUGGGAUGCUCCUGGCCCUCCUCGGGGGUGAGACCCUCCAGCUCCUGGGCCCUUGAGUGCUCCCCAGCAACGGUGAGGAUGCUCCAGGCUCAGCCCCAGUCCUCAGGACACAUCCAGCUCCCCAUCGGGGUCCAGCCUGGUCCCCCAGAGCUGAGCCAGGGCCAGCUCCAGCUAUGCAAGGCUCCAUCUCCCUCCUGCUGCUGGGACCAAGCAGGGAUGUUGGGGCAAGACCCACUGUGGUUUUACCUGUGUCAGGGCAGUGUCAGGGCCCCCCCAGGCUGGGUAAUGGGGGUCUGUCCCCCUCACCCUCCUCUGCCUGGGUUGUUUCUCUGCUUGCAGCUCUGGCUGCACCUCUAGAAGCACAGCAGAGCCUUCUGCCUGCCCGUGCAUGCUCCCAGGGCAAUAUAUAUAUAGAAGAUAUAUAUAUUUAUGCAAUAAUGUCUUAAUAUGCAACAUCCCCGGGAAGAGCAACCCGUGGGGCUCAUAGGCAAUAAGCAAACCCGUCCACCAGCACACAGGGCUGGAUCCUGCUGCCCAUGGGGGCUCGGGGCUGGGCAGGGGCUGUGGAGGAGGGAGGGAUGCAGCACAGGCGAUGGGGACAGUGGUCCCGAAGGAGCAUCCCUCCCUCUUGUGUCCCAGACCUGUUCUUGCUUAGAGGAUUCCUUCCCUUCCUGGUCCUGCAGUGCUCUCCAUGUCCCCAUCCCUUCUAUGAACUGGGGAGCACAGGUCAAGUGGGGGGGGGUUGGCCAUGUCUCCUUGCAUGCCUUGACCCAGACAUGGGGCCGGUUGCCAGCCCUGCAGCACUGGGCUGAAGGAUCAUGGUAGUGCCAAAGUUUGCUGAGCUGGGGCAGCUGGGGGUGCCGGGGGGGGGCUCGGUGGUGACCAUCCCCUUGCUGCCGGUGCAGCCCCCCUCUGGGCUUUGCACCAUGGAAUUUGCAGCCCGUUCCCCAGCCCCACUGUGCCUCUGCUCCUGCACUGGGGACCCGCAGACCUUGCUCAUUUCUCUGCCUUGUUAGUGCAUGUGGCCAGAGCCGCUUGCAGCCUCCCCAGUGGUCCCAUGUCACCCUGGUCCCCUUCCCUCACCCCGGGCGGUGGGGCAGUGGUGCCGUGGAGGGCACAAGGGGCGGGUUGGGUGCCGUGGGGGGGGGUUGGUGUGUGUGUGCCAUGCGUGCAUGCAACAGCUUUGCGCGCAGCCGCAAGCAGCAACUGAACUGGUAGGUUAAGUGUGGCCGGUCCCCGCAGCCCUCCCCACGUGCAGUUACCUCACUUGAUUAAUUUAUUAACUUAUUGGUUUCAUUAAAGCCUGGAGCAGAG
Strigops habroptila (Kakapo) is the source of this 3404-nucleotide messenger RNA. RefSeq names its product potassium voltage-gated channel subfamily Q member 4 (gene KCNQ4). The transcript has 15 exons. Gene Ontology annotation, cellular component: membrane. Gene Ontology annotation, molecular function: voltage-gated potassium channel activity. The record is from RefSeq and is a predicted model, not a curated record. Lineage: Eukaryota; Metazoa; Chordata; Aves; Psittaciformes; Psittacidae. Gene Ontology annotation, biological process: transmembrane transport; potassium ion transport. The coding region runs from base 1 to 2121 and encodes 706 amino acids.